This is a messenger RNA of Closterium sp. Naga37s-1, 4560 nucleotides long. The record is from the annotation of a GenBank genome assembly. NCBI's taxonomy places the organism in Eukaryota, Viridiplantae, Streptophyta, Zygnematophyceae, Desmidiales, Closteriaceae.
AUGAACCCAGCAACUGUUAAAACCUCUGUGAUUUUUCCCGUGAUUCCCAUCCCUUCCUCCCCUACCUCCCUCCACAGGGACGCGGACGUAUCUCAGCCGUCCAUCAACUUCGCCCUCAGCGUGCUGUCCUGUGGAGCGCGUGUGAAGUCGGAUGGAAGCUUCCCCGACUCCCCCGCCAAGUCCCCUCUCGAGCCCGCCCUCUCUUGCGCCCUGUCCAUCCUCGAGCUUGCCGCCUCGUCCAAGGAAGGAUGCAAGCAGCUGAGGGACGACAUGCAGUGGCGCAAGGGCUUCUGGGAAGGACGCAAGCAGCUGAGGGAUGACGUGCGGUGGCGCAAGGGCUUCUGGGAGGGGCGCAAGCAGCUAAGGGAUGACGUGCGGUGGCGCAAGGGCUUCUGGUGGGCGAUGUGCUCCGCUGCGGGGGAGAGCAGCCGGGGCAGCGCCGAUGGCGUGCCGUGCUCGCUGGCCUUCGCUGCUCUCGACUGUCUCAACCACUUCGCUGGGGACCGGGAUAUGUGCUACAAGCUGAUCAACCAGGCCCUUCAUCUGCCGCUGCUGCUCCUCGCCGUUCCAUCCGAGUCAACGCUCGAGGAUGAGCGGCGCCGCAACGAAACUGGUCAGGAGCCCAACUUCAGGGCGAAAGCGCUGCAGCAGGUGGUAGCAGAGCUCCUCCGCACACUCGUGUUCACUCUCAAGCAAGCCCUUCAAUCCUUCACUGCUCCUCCCACCCCUUCCAACACCCCCCAUCCCUUCCCAAGCAGGCUCUCUGCUGCACAUGCAGCAGCUGGAGCAGCAGGGUUCCUCCACACCCUCGCAAUCACCACCUGUGUGUCUGCCCUACCCUCUCUGCCGCCCUUCCCUUUCCUUCCACGUAUCUGCCUUGCCCAAGCAGGUCAGGAGCCCAAAUUCAGAGCGAAAGCAUUACAGCAGGUGGCAGCAGAGGUCCUUCGCACGCUCGCAAUCACCCUCGAGCAAGCCCUCCCGCCCGACGGCGAGCCCAGCCCCCGAGGCUCUCUGCUGCACAUGCAGCAGUUGGAGCAGCAACAGCAGGAGCAGGAGCAAGGCGGCCUGCUCUCAUACGUCAUCCCCUGGGGUCUGCUAGACGCGCUGAAAAAUCCUGAUGCAGGGGCGGCGAAGCUUGUCGCCCUGGUGGGUGCGGACGGCGAGAUGCCGACUGCAAUUUGGAACGCGGCGGUUAGGGAGGAGCUUAGGGGGAAGGUGGAGGCGCGGAUUAAGAGGUUCAAUCUGGCGCAGGCGGGCGGAGCAGGGGGAGCAGGAGGAGGAGCGGAGGAGGAAGACGAAGUGGCCUGGCUGCGCUCUUUCAGGUACGAUUGCCUCAAGGAUGAAAUGGUCAUUUCGGGCAUCUUCGUCCGCGGGUACGCCGCGGGCAGCUGGGAAAACUUCGACCUGCCUGACGGCCGCGCGUUUCUCAUGGCUCUUCAGGACUACCUUCGAUCCUCCCUCCCCAUCAUCUCCUCCCAAUCCUCCUCCUCCUCUUCUUCCAACCUCAUCACUCCUCCAUCUCCUAGCAGCAUUGUCACCACCUCAGCAGCUGCCUUUGCCUCACAGCCUCCCACUGUUGCCGGGUUUCUAAUGGUACUUAAAGCCCUGGCAGAAUGCAUUAGGUAUGCGGUAGAGGACGGGAAGAGGGGCAUGCUGGCUCACAUAGACUAUCUUCUCCUUGCGGAAAUUUUGGCGGCUGCCCCGGAUACGCUUCCAACUGCCCGGCGGCUGGUCGUGGGCAUCGCGCAGAUUAUUUCAGGUGCCCCUACGAGCCGAGAGCAGCUGCUGGGGUCCUCUUUGCUGCCCGUUUUGGCACGGCAGCUAUGGAGAUCGAUCACCAUACCAGGAACGGGAGUGGAAGAGGGGGUGGUGGCACCAGAAGGGGAGGAGGACUUUGGAGCAGGGUUGAGUGAGUUGGCGCUGGCGAUUCUCGACGCGGUUUUGGAUCUAAGUGUGGAAAUGGCUGCCGUUGUAGCGGUUACCAAUCAUUUCAGUUCCAGCAGCCUGCUUCUCGUGCUGCUCGCGCUUUUCCUUCGGGUGCCGCUGCCCCCGUUUAAGGGCACCACGAAAAAGGCCGCCGGGCAGGCGUGGAGCGAGGCAGAAGAGGCGGGAGUGCUGGACACGGCGCAGUUUCGGGCUGCCCAGAUUCUCGGGCAGCUGUUGCUGGCGGCCUGCGGAGUGCAGGAUCGGGCAAAAUUUAUCGCCGGGAUUGAGGAGGGGGGAAGUUCGGCAGCAGCAUUUGGUGAUGGCACGAACGGGAUCGAUAACCUAUCGGUGGAUGAGGAGGCGUUUUCCGACCCUCACGGGGACGUCCGGGACAUCCACAACCUGAUUUCGCUCCUGGAGCCAGGUGCGGCGCCGGCCGUGCCUCUCAUUUCGGUUCGGGUGCUGUACCUGCUGCUGCCGAUGCGCAUCCUCUCGCUCCUCAUGUCCGAUCCGGAAGGAGCGUGCCGAGCCAUUGGCUCUCCCAGUUGCACGCCGCUGCUUGUGUGGAACGAUGCUUCGGCGAGAAGGGCGAGAGAUGCGAUUAAGAGAGAGGCUGACGAGGUGCUGAGGAGGCAUGAGGGGGAGGUGAGUGAGGGAAAGCAGCAGCUGGGGCUGCCCAUGUGGGAUCUAGAGGCUGGGGAGGAGAUUGACGGCGGCAGUGUGGGGCGAGGCGGGGAGGAAGCAGCGGCGUUCCGCCCCUUUUUCCUGCAGUAUGUGCGCGAGAGCAUCGAGCUGGCAAAAGAUGAAGGGGAGGGAGCGGCAGGAGGAGCAGAGGCUGCGGAAACGUUGUUUUCGGAGCAGGAGAAGGCGGGGUACGUUCCUGAGAUGUACAUCGGUGGGUGCUAUGUGAACCAGUUGUUGCGGCAGCCGAGAUUUGAUCUCGGGAAGCGAGUGGAGCUGCAACUGGUGAGGGAGAUUCGCAAGGCUAUAGUCACUGCUGCGCCGAACGAAGGCAAGAGAUACGAGGAGUUCACCACUGCGGAUCGUAGAAGGCUGCUUCUGGCCCUGCUCGCGCUUUUCCAGAGCCGCCCGCACCUGCUGACCAUCACCAACACGGACAUUUUCCUGCCCGUGACGGACUUUUUCACGUCGGGCAGCGGCGAGGAGCGGCGCGCGCUGCUGCAGGCCGGCGUGUUACUGUUCCUGCGCAUGGUCACGUCGAAUGACGUGGCGGAUUUCGUCUCUUCUGAGGAGCUGAUUUCGCUGCUGUCAAAGCUACUGUUGCUGGAGGUACCAGCAGGGAGACAGGGGCAAGCUGCUACUGAUCCGAGGGUGUGUGCUCUGAUGCUCAUGCAGAAACUUUUCAGACUUAGCUCAAAGGCUGUUGAGUUGGGGUUGCAGCAUCAGGUGGUGGAUCGUCUGGCGUCGCUUGUACUCGAUACAGAGAACUCCAUUACUGUGCGUGCGCGCGCUGCUGCUGUGCUGGGAGCUAUGGCUGGAGAGAGGCGGCUGGGGCCGGAGAUUACAAGGCAGGCGGAGAGGAUUUUACCAGAGAGUUACAAGAAUCAUAUUGCUUGGAAGGUGGGGUUUUUGAAGCAAGGGGCAGAAGAGAUCGGGCAGAAAUGCGUGCCAGGGCUUUCGGAGGAGAUUGAAGUUAAAACCAUGCGGCACUUACUUAAGUACCCGCUACCGUGUGCAUGGUGGACAACGGAUAUUCCCGAGGAUGGCGGGAUGGACGGAGGAGGAGGGGAUGGGGGUGGUGGGGAAGGGGAGGAUGGGAACGGCGGUCCCACAGCUGUUGUGGAAGCUGCCUUGAUGUUUCCUGCUGCCAGGCUGGACGCAUGGAACGAUGAGGUGGACGGGGCUUUAAGGCACGGGUUGGCUGCUGCUGCUCUCACCAAUACGCGGAACGUGAGGAUUCUGAGGAAGAAGCUGGCCGGGGCGAAGGGGGUGCUGGUGGAGGUAGAACUGCAGUUCCAACCUCCCCCAGGUGCAGCCGCGAGAGCCAAGAAGGGCGAGACUGCAAGGACGUCGGUGGAUGAUCCGACUAAGGCCGCCCGGACGUUCAAGCAGAGGUUGGAGACGCAGCUGGGGGGCAUGCUCGUCCCAGAUGUGUUUGAGUCGAUGGGUACCCCGGCUGUGAAGGACUCGGACAGAGGGGCGGCGAUGAGCGAUGAGGGCCGGGCGGCAGUGACGGCGAUAGUGGAGCAGCUAGAGGCUGUGGGGCUGGAGGAGCCGCUCAAGAGUCCCCUGGUGUUCGGAGCAUGGGAGGUGGCGUACACGUCUCGCCCCACAGCAGCAGGGGGCUACUAUCGCAGCAUGCUGGGGCGCACGCUGCUGCGAUCCAAGGACUUGGUGCAGACCAUCUACCCGCCCAACGGGGUGGAUAACCUUGUGGAGUUCGAUGCGCUCUCCCUCAUUCCAGGCAGCAUUAGCCUCAAAGGCACAUUCGAGCCGCUGGACAACAAGUGGGUGAGGGCGGUGUUUGAGGCACCCAACCUUGCUCUCGGCUCGCUCAAGUUCUCGUACGGAGGGCAGUCGUCCGUGCGCCUGUCCGUGUCCUACCUCGAUGACCGCAUUCGCAUUGGCCGCGGAUCCCAAGGCUCCAUCUUUGUGUUCGCACGCCGCACGUAA